GGCCCCGCCAUCGCGCGGCAACCGCGGCGGGUCCGGCGGAGUCCCGGAGGCCGGGAUAGCAAAGCCUGGCCGGGCCCCAAGUAUAAAAAGUGCAAGUGAAUUCUAAUUUAGAAGCCAAAAUGGAGGUCUUAAUGCCUGAACCUCAGAUUUAUGUGGAAAGAACUCUGGCUAUCAUCAAACCAGACAUCAUUGAUAAAGAAGAAGAAAUAGAGGAUCUCAUUCUCCGAUCAGGAUUCCAUAUCAUUCAGAAACGGAAGCUCCAAUUAAGCCCUGAGCAAUGUAGCAACUUCUACGCAGAACAAUUUGGAAAAGUGUUUUUUCCUAAUUUAACAGCCUAUAUGAGUUCUGGUCCUAUAGUUGCUAUGGUACUUGCUAGAAAUUGUGCAGUCUCAUACUGGAAGGAAUUGCUUGGACCAACCAACAGCCUAAGAGCUAGGAUAACUCACCCUCACAGCUUAAGAGCACUCUAUGGGACUGAUGAGCUGAGGAAUGGACUCCACGGCAGUCUCAACAUCUCCUCAGCAGAGAAAGAAAUUCGAUUCAUAUUUCCAGAAGCAAUCUUGGAGCCAGUUCCCACUGGACAAAGAGCUCGGGAUUACCUGAACCUGUAUGUGAAGCCCACGCUGCUGGCAGGACUCACUGCCCUGUGCAAAGAGAAGCCAGCAGACCCCAUGAUUUGGCUUGCUGACUGGCUGGUUGAACACAAUCCUAAUAAACCUAAACUACAAUAUCGCAUCUCUCAGUAAGAGCAUCGGCAGUGAGAGCUUGGUGGAAACCAUCUCACACAUUCCAAGUUACAGCUGUGUAUUGUCAUUUUUGGUGUGUCCUUUGACAAUAUAACCAAUACUAUCUAAAGUAAAUGCAUUUGUCUUAACUACUUGUGUCCUCAUAGGAUAAAUAACCUUAUACUUAACCAGGAUGUAGUGGUUCUAGUACUUCCUCUACUGACAAAGUGAAUGUACAAUUACACAAUAAAUUUUUGGCAUUGGGUGAUAAGAAAAAAAAAGAAUAUUCUGAGUGGGUGUGACUUAUUGCUCUUGUCCAUGUUUUUCUUGGUUUGGCUCUGUAAACAAAAUCAUUUACAGCAGUGUGGAUUAUCAAAUUAAAUCCCCCUGGCCUGUGCUUUGCGAAGCCAAGGGUUGUGUUCCAAUUUUUUAGCAUAAACUCUAAAUGAAGGGAGGUACUUGGAUAUAAUGUAGAAAACAAUUACUGGAGGCAUAUUAGCAACUUUGGAAUUUUAAUUGCUAAUUAAAUCACCCAGCUAAGGUUGUUCUUGAAGAUGAUUCACUUAAGUCUGAUGUAUUUUGUCAGAAUAUAAUUUGAAGGACUCAUUUGAAGGUACAUUCAAUGCACCUUUCCCAUCUUGGUGGCAAAAAGCUCAGUGACUAUAAAUAACAUGAAGAUGUAUUUUAGUCAAGGACUAAGGUUGUCUUCCAACAUAUGUUUGCAAUAAAGGUGCUUAGUUGGAACA
Molecule: messenger RNA, 1471 nt
Organism: Pseudopodoces humilis (Tibetan ground-tit)
Lineage: Eukaryota; Metazoa; Chordata; Aves; Passeriformes; Paridae
Gene: NME5
Product: NME/NM23 family member 5
Biological process (GO): GTP biosynthetic process; UTP biosynthetic process; CTP biosynthetic process
Cellular component (GO): cilium
Molecular function (GO): nucleoside diphosphate kinase activity
Source: RefSeq, a predicted model, not a curated record